Molecule: messenger RNA, 3088 nt
Organism: Asterias rubens (European starfish)
Lineage: Eukaryota; Metazoa; Echinodermata; Asteroidea; Forcipulatida; Asteriidae
Product: homeobox protein Nkx-2.5-like
Exons: 2
Coding region: 111-1148 (345 amino acids)
Biological process (GO): regulation of transcription by RNA polymerase II; cell differentiation
Cellular component (GO): nucleus
Molecular function (GO): RNA polymerase II cis-regulatory region sequence-specific DNA binding; DNA-binding transcription factor activity, RNA polymerase II-specific
Source: RefSeq, a predicted model, not a curated record
GUGCGUUAAGUAAUGGACCAGUCGAUGAUGAUAAGAGAAUGAAGAAAGAAAAAAACACUCCCACCAACACCAACACCACCACCACUAAAAAAAGAAAGUAGAAGAAAAAAAUGUUGACGCGAAAAUGUGCUGGGUUUACUUUAACCGAGACAAUGCAGGACUCCAGUAUGAUGUCCGGAUUCUACCCACAAUCUAUGAGUUACCAUUCUACCGCCCAGGCCGGUUCCACCACUCCUUUCUCGGUCAAAGACAUCCUGUGUCUCGCUCAGCAACAGCACCACCGGUACCCUACGCCGGCCAUGCAAGCCUACCAGCAAGAACACAAUCUCUUCCCUCUACCCGAUGAGUCGUUCCUGGUCGAGAACACCGUGUUCCCGUGUGAUAUAACAGCUACCUCCGAAGAUGCCAGAUCGUCUUGCUCCUACCCUACCUUGGGCUACCAAGACAUCGCUCCAGCAUCCUCAUCUCCUCUCGACCAGAAAGUUCCAUCCUUAUCCCAACACCAGACAGUUUCAUGCCAAGAGGUGUGUCGAUCCAUGGAAACAAAGAGGAACACCGCAAACCACCAACAUCACAACCACCACCACCAGCUGGGAGGGCCCGGGGACAAUAGCAACAAACCACCCUCCAAAACCCGCCAGCGACGCAAGCCCCGUGUCCUCUUCUCUCAGGCCCAGGUCUACGAGCUCGAACGGCGCUUCAAGCAGCAGCGGUACCUCUCGGCACCGGAGCGGGACCAGCUCGCCGCCCUGCUCAAACUCACCCCAACCCAGGUCAAAAUAUGGUUCCAGAACCGACGCUACAAGAGCAAGCGCCAGCGGCAGGACAAGAGCCUCGAGCUUACCGGUCAGCAGUACCCUCCCCGCAGGGUGGCGGUGCCCGUACUCGUCCGAGACGGUAAACCAUGCAUUGGGAAUCUAGGCACCACGCCCUCGCCACACCCACCUCCCCCGCCACCUCCUCCCCCACCCUACGGAUACACUUGUGGUAAUUACAAUUCUGGAGUGAGCCAAGUGACAUCUAAUGGACGUUAUGUCAAUGCGUGUACGUACCCUAGUGGGUUACCAGCGGGAGGUGGAGUGCAUACCAACGGCGCCAGCGUUUAUUCUCAACCCGGUAAUAUACAACAAGCCGUCAGGACAUGGUGAAAUUGCGAAAAUUAAGUUGAGGCUAAAACAAAAAGUUAGGGCUCUUUCCCGUAGAGUAGACCUUGGAUGUGUUGUACUGCUGGGCCGAGAGGACAGUGAUAUGCUGUAAGCCAAACCAUUGAUGACGAAAAGUAUAGUCCAAUCACGCACUGGUUGCGCAAAUUGUAUCGCCACACCCCCAGUGUUGAUCCGCCCGUCCGAAGAUGGAUAUCGCCCGCCGAGUUUGCGAAGCUUUGCCGUCGAAGUAUCUGACAGUUACGACAUUUGACGUUCGAACGUUUACAGCGUUAAAAUAAACACUGCCAUAUCCCUCGCUAUUCGAACUAUUAACCCAGUUUCUAUGUAGGAUUUGAAACUUUUACAUGGUGAAAGUAUAACCGCUGCUCUAUGAUAUAACCAAAAGAAGUUUGCGAUAACACCAUGUGAAUAUCUUUUUUUGACUAAGUGGUGGUGGUUCUAAAAACCACUGGUUCUUUUCACAACCACGAGUACCCAUAAGAGAUAUUCACAUGGUGCUACCGCAAAUCUCUCUAAACCCAGUUUCUAUAAAGCAUGUAAGCAGAUGUUUACUGCUUAGUAUAGUUUAAAGUUCAUUGCCACUGUAAGGCAAAGGAGAGGGGCAAGCUUAGCUUACUGACUGUCGGUUCUUGUAAGCACAAGAGUGACUGAUUCAACAAAGCCUAACGCGUCCACGAAAUGUCAAAUAUGUUUGAUCGUUUAUAAACUGCUCUUCACAGCUUUUAUAAACCCGGCCCUCUCGUGGUAGUUAACGGUUAUGUAUAACCCAUACCAAUUUAAUUAGUGCUUUGUAUGUCAGGGGGUCAUUAAAAAUGCGCCCCUAAAAUUCUUUAUAUUAUUAUUAUAUAAAUGUCUUUGUAUAUAGGUAACGUGUAACGUAUAUAUUAAUUCAAAGUAAUAAAACACUUUUACAGGCUGUGUUAUUGUACGGGCGCGGCAGUUUCUCAUGGACGACGAGGGCGCCUCGGAAAUUUGAGGGAACAAAAUCCAACAUUUCAAGGGGCACCUAGGCAAUGACCAGGGGCAAAGAGAUGACUAAUUGCCUCAAUUGACUCGUCCUUGAAUUAUCGGGCCUUUAUGUGAUUUUUUUUUUGCGAAGCUCUUAUGACCAGCCACAAACACAAAUACUUACACGUAGCCCUGGCUUGUUGUCUGCACGAAAAACAAUAACUUGGACGAAAGAGGGUAAAAAACGAUAAUCAGUCAUAGAACUCUAAUACAUUUCUGGAUUAUACAUUUCUGGAGAUUUCUUUCCAUUUGAUGUCAUUUAUUUUUUAGGCAGCGAAAAAUAACAAGAGCAAAGUUUCUUUAGUUUUCAAGGUAAAACCAAUAUCCUUCUGUUUUAUCUUUUGUUUUCACUCGUCAAUGACAUUAGUAGUUGUGAAAGUUGGAAGAAUAAAUCUACAUUUAUGAAUGUCGAAAACUUGAAUAUGUAGCUGGACCCAAACUGUGCCGAUCGUCACACUUAUUAUCUCUGGAAAGAACACCAGAUAGUGAUAGGCCUACUUAGAACCAAAUCAAAUAGGUUUUGUUUUCUCCGAAACAGAAGCACCAUUAGUGUACAGUUUUACUUUGUGAUAAAGUUCCGAAUGGAUGGUAUAUGUUUGGUCACCACUCCCCAUUGGAAAUAAAAACCUGGUUAUAGAAGCCCAUAUACAUCAGCUUUCGAUUGUAUAACACAUUUUUUGAGAAACAUUUCACUUCGAGGUAAUGUAGUCACGUAAAAAUCUACAUGUAUCCGUUUUUAUGCCCAAACUUUUGAACCAAGAACGUAUCUGUCAGAAACGUUUCUCGUUUUUGUAUUCCUAUAGGGAUUAUUCCUCCUUAGUGAAUAGUGGUCGUAUUCACUCAAUAUCUCGAAAACGCGACCCCCUUACCGCACUAUAAAUGAAAUGUUUACAGGUUUAAACAUUAAAACAAUC